Molecule: messenger RNA, 1957 nt
Organism: Acyrthosiphon pisum (pea aphid)
Lineage: Eukaryota; Metazoa; Arthropoda; Insecta; Hemiptera; Aphididae
Exons: 7
Coding region: 155-1864 (569 amino acids)
Source: RefSeq, a predicted model, not a curated record
UGUGUACCCGUACGAGUACACAGAUAGUUGGGAGCGGCUGGAAGACAGGAGACUACCGAGUAAGAGGGAUUUUUUUAGUACGUUGACGGAGACCGGUAUUAAGGAGAAGGAGUUUGACCACGCGAAGUAGGUCUGGGACCACUUUGGCUGUACGAUGUUGGGCGAGUACAGCGAUCUGUACCUCAAAAUCGAUGUGCUGUUGUUGGCGGACGUUUUUGAGAACUUCCGCGACGUGUGCAUGAGGGCGUAUAACCUGGACGCCGCCCAUUAUUUCACCGCCCCAGGCUUAAGUUUCGAUGCAUUGCUUAAGUUCACGGGGCAAAAGCUCCAGUUAUUACAUGAUUAUGACAUGCUAUUAAUGUUCGAAAAUGGUCAAUAUAUUAUUUUUAAAAAUGAAUAUAUAUAUAUAAUAAUCUUAUUUAUUUUUAUAGGUAUACGUGGAGGACUAGUGCAGGCGAGUAAGAGGUACGCGAAGGCGAAUAAUACAAAAACUCCGGGGUAUGACGAAACGAAGGAGAAAUCGUGGAUAAUAUAUCAGGACUGUAACAACUUGUAUGGGUGGGCAAUGUCCCAGUACAUGCCGUACGGUGGGUUCAACUGGGUUGAACCCACAUUAAACGGGUUAAAUGAUUUAGAUGAUACAUCACCAAUAGGUCGAGUGUAUGAGGUUGAUGUGUCAUAUCCCCCAAGAUUACAUUCUAUCCACAACGACCUCCCCUUCCUGCCGCAAAAUAGUGUGCCGCGUGGUUCAAAGGUAAAGAAGUUGAUGGCCACGUUUGAGAUAAAGGAGAAUUAUAUUAUACAUUAUCGAAACCUGCAGCAGGCGAUUAAGAAUGGAUUAAUAGUAGAAAAAGUUCAUAGGGUUAUUCAGUUUGAUCAGUCAGACUGGUUAGCUAAAUAUAUUGAGUUAAAUACCGAGAUGAGGAAGAGGGCUAGGAAUGAUUUUGAGAAAGAUUUUUUUAAACUUAUGAAUAACGCUGUAUUUGGGAAGACUAUGCAAUCGAAGAGGAAGGAGAUGAAGAUGGAGUUGGUGUCAUGUGAGAGGAGGUUGCAAAAACUUAUAAACAAGAGCACAUUUAAACACUGUACAAAUUAUACUGAAAACCUGAACGCUGUCGCUUUGGAGAAUAAAAUUAUUAAAUUCGAUAAACCUAUAUAUAUUGGAUUUGCAGUACUGGACAUAUCAAAAACAAUGAUGUAUGACUAUCAUUACAAUGUAAUGAAGAAACACUAUGGCCCUAGAUUAACUCUUAUGUAUACUGACACAGAUUCAUUAGUAUAUCACAUUCAGACGGAUGAUUUUUAUGUAGACUUGGCGGCUAACAGUAACUUGUUGGACCGGAUGGACACCGCCAACCUGCCCAGUGGCCAUCCGUGUUAUGUUGUAGAUAGGAAGAAGUCCCCAGGGUACUUUUCUGAUGAAGUGGAUGCUAAUAUUAUUACUGAGUUCUGUGCGUUGAGGGCCAAGUCGUAUGCGUUUAAUGUAUAUGCUGGACCAGAAGUCAGAGUAGGAGGAGGAGAGAAAAUUAAAGCGAAGGGUAUCAGGUCUCAUGUGGUUAAAAUCCACAUGACAUUGGAAGAUCAUAGGAAGUGUUUGUUUGGGGAAGAAGGAGUAGAGUUAUACAGAGAUAAUGUUUCAAUUAAGUCGUUUAACCACCAACUGAUGACGAUAAAAACAAAGAAAUUGACAUACAACAGCUACGAUGAUAAGAGGGUGGUGCUAGAAGAUAAAAUAAAUACACUAGCCCAUGGUCAUUAUAGUAUAGAGGAAGAUGAUAUAUGGCCAGAACUUAAGGAAGAUGGGGGGAACUGGAACGAGGAAGAGAAAGGAUUAAUGAUAGGUCUUCUACAUUACAUAACCUGAUUUUAUAUAUUGUAUAUUUUUUUUUUCUGUUAAUUAGUUUUAUUGUAAAUAUUAAACGUUUAUAUAGCUUGUUAUAUAUUGUAAAUAUUAUCA